GUAUUGCAGCAAAAGGAGGGCGGGCGUGGUCCAUUCGAGCAGCCUGGCCGGCCUCCUUCGCUUCCUUGCCGGCUUCAGUUUUUUUCCCCCGAUCUAACUGGUCGCCUCUCAUGGAUCUUUCUACCUCAAAGGCUUAGGCACCGGUGAACACUUGACCCAGAAUGUUAUGCAGGAAAAGACUAAAAUGCUGCCUUUGAGCUAUUGCGAGAGUUAUAGGCUAGGUCGCGUGUAACAGGCGAGCUAAUGCUAAUUCAGUGUUGUGAACGGGACAGCAUGACCAUUGUUUCAUACCUCAUUAAAAAAAUCAAUUAAUCACCUUUUUUUUAUGCUGUUAAGGACCAUAGGACACUGACAUGAAGAAGGUGACCAGCUUCCACAGAUUCAUGAACAGACGGCCUUCCGCUAACUGUCGCUACCAGCCCACCUGCUAUGAGCAUGCCGCUAACUGCUACACACACGCAUUCCUGAUCGCGCCAGCGCUGGCGGGCACGGCGCUGCUGCACCGGCUGUCGGCCGACGACUGGCACCGCCUGACAGCGUGGGUCUACGGCCUGGGCCUCAGCGCCCUAUUCCUCAUCUCCACCGUAUUCCACGUGGUCACCUGGAAGAGGAGUCACAUGAGGGAGGUGGAGCACUGCUUCCACAUGUGCGACCGGGUCGUCAUCUAUGUCUUCAUCGCUGCCUCCUACGCGCCCUGGUUGAACCUACGCGAGUUGGGCCCGGUGGCGUGCCACAUGCGCUGGCUGGUGUGGCUAAUGGCGGCCGGCGGGAUCUUCUACGUCUUCAACUAUCACGAAAAGUACAAGUUGCUGGAGCUGGCUUCAUACCUGACCAUGGGCUUCCUCCCUGCCUCCGUCGUCGCCUCCAUGAACUCGACGGAGGGGCUGGAGGAGCUGGCGUGCGGCGGCCUUCUCUACUGCGUGGGCGUGGUCUUCUUUAAGAGCGACGGCGUCAUUCCCUUUGCGCACGCCAUCUGGCACGUGCUGGUGGCGCUGGCGGCGGGCGUUCACUAUUACGCCAUCUGGAGGUACCUCUACCGAUCGCCGCCCGACCGCAACGCGUGCGGCUCCUGAGCACCCUGCCGCGCUACUGCUUCCCAACAAACACAAAACAAUCGUUUACCACAUUCCUACAAACACCAAAUGGCGCUUCGACGUCGACUUUUACAAAUACUCACAGUCAUUCCAGAUGCCCGGUGACCAAUCGCAUGGCGAAGGAAAAAAAAAAACACAUUGAUGGAUGACCACUCCCAUUGCGCUGUGAGCAGGUUGCGCUGACCGAGCAAAGGAAAGAAAGAAGAGAUUUCCCAGCUCUUUGUUUGUCUGGAUAUUUCAAAAUGGCCACUCCACAGGGCUGGCGAGCAAUCGCAUGCUGAGAAAAAUGUGCAGUGAUGGACACUCUAACCUUGGGCGGUUAAAAAAAAAAAAAAAUUCUGAGCCGUAUUGAUGUUUUCCAAAUGGCCAUUUCAGGGGCCGGCGACCAGUCACAGAGUGAGAUAACCAUUUUGAUUUGUUAGCAUGUUGUGCUAACUUGUUGCCUGCAGGUAGAAAAACAAACAAAACAAAUAUGGCUGAGGGAUUUUUAUGUUGUGAAAGUGCGGCGCCCCCUGUUGGCGUUUUUUCUGCAUUUCAAGAGAUUUUCAAUUUCUCCCCAUUUGAGCAUUUGGUCCAUAUUCUCCGAGUGCACUCCAUUGGCCGCACAGAAAUUCAGUUGUGAAAAAUACUACUAGUGUGCUAAGUUGUCUUCUGAUUGAGUGCAAAAUGUGUACCAGUACUGGGGGAAAUUAAAUGCACUAGUAGGAUAUGGAAGAAAUGCUCUAAUGGUUUUCUGAAAGUGUUAUUUGACAAGUGAUCGUUUUUUUUUUUUUGGGUCAUGUGGUUCCACUUCCUGUUUGGGCCAACGCCACUUCCUGUUUGUGUGUUUUGUUUUUUUUUUUGUACGUUCCUGGCCUUCCCGCUGCCGUCUUCUCUUUGUGGUGCUACAAUCUUCUCUUUCUCUUGCUGUCAAUAAAAAGCAUAUCAACAAG
Messenger RNA from Hippocampus comes (tiger tail seahorse), 2026 nucleotides. It is a transcript of the gene mmd, whose product is annotated as monocyte to macrophage differentiation-associated. Gene Ontology annotation, molecular function: pore-forming activity. The record is from RefSeq and is a predicted model, not a curated record. The coding region runs from base 354 to 1073 and encodes 239 amino acids. NCBI's taxonomy places the organism in Eukaryota, Metazoa, Chordata, Actinopteri, Syngnathiformes, Syngnathidae. Gene Ontology annotation, cellular component: membrane. The transcript has 7 exons.